CUUUUCUAAUAUUUCAAAAUAUUGAAGGCUGUGUGGUAAUCGUUGUUUAAAAAUAGUAAAUAUCUCGUCUAAAAUUAACUUGAUGUAACUUUUAAGAUGAGUUACGAAUUUUUGGCUGGUUAUCAUAUCCCAACAAUACCUCAAGGAAUACCCACAACAACCCCAGUGCCAUUUUCCAAUGAGGGUCAACUGCAAACUAUGGAGAGUCACAAUCAAUAUCAAAAUUUUAAUAGAUAUAUUCCUCCAGGUUUACAAGGUAUCAAUACCACACCGUUGACGCCACCCAAGCCCCUUAAACGUAAAUAUGAUGUGGGUCCUGGCAGCAAGGAUAUAGUGGCAGAAACAUCAACAAAUGGGCAGUUAGUCAUAUUUUACGGCCGGGAUGUUAGUUAUCCGGAAGAUUUAAAUAAACUGUUGCAUCCGCUACAUUGCACAUUGUGUGGGGUACAAAUGAAUUCGUCAAAGAGCGCGAAAGAUCAUUACGAAUCUAAACAACAUGAUCGUCAUAUAACAAAUUGGUUAAAACUAAACUAUACUGAAAAAGGACUAUCUGCGCCGACGGUGAAACGAUUUAUUAAGGAGGGUCCAAGCGGAGCAGAUAGUUUCCAUUGUGAAGUGUGCGAUUUGAAAUUCGGUUCUUUGGCACAUGCAAGUCAACAUUUUGCGGGUCGCAAACAUAAACUGGUGAUGGGCAAAAUUUCACAGCCAUCGGGUUCUGGUUAUUACAAUGCUGAAAAUAAAUGGGUCCGAACUGGUACGAAAUUUAUACCAAAAACGGAUAAUGAUAAUCGUUUUGGUAUCGGUGAACUAUUUAAGCAACCAAUCGAUGAGUCAACUCUCAACGUUGUACCCUCAGCCGAUACUACUACUACGCAAACAUCUGUGCCAGAAAACAUUGCGUCUAAUUCGGUCGAAAAAAUUUUAGUUUCCACCGCAGAAACACUCAACGCGAAAGGAUUACCACUGCAUUGCGAGAUAUGUAAAAUAAAUGUUACGUCCGAGGUGCAGAUGGCAAUGCAUUUGAAAGGCAUUAAACACAAGAAAAAGUUGAAAACUUUAAGCAUAGAUGAGACGCUCGAACAAAGUCCAAUUGUAUCCAGUGCGCAUGCUGUAUUGGUUAAAUCCGAAGAUACUAUACUGGAAAGCCUUAAACAAAGUAACCCAAGUACAGAUUUCUCAAUGUAUCGCACACCAAGCGGCUCCUAUUAUUGUGAGUGCUGCAAUAUGUCCAUGUGUCAUCUAGCAGCGUUACAACAACAUUUGGCCGGCAAAAAGCAUAUGAAAAAAGUAAUCGAAGUUAAAGACAAGGCUAAAACCAAAACCGAUUCAAAGCUAUAGGCGGAUUUACUUAAUCAUUUAGUUCUGCAGUGUGGAGAUUUUAGAAAUGUACUCAGCUCUAUAAUUCUACUUAGCCCUGAACAUCUUAUUAAGGAACGUGAAUUGCAAAAUAUAUGUUGUUGCUUUGCAAUACUAUUAUAUGAGGUCCUUGGUUACUGCGUAUUUUGAUGUUAAAGGUUCUAUGUUCGGAAGGCUUAAACUAUUGCUAACGAAAUUCGUAAAACAAGUAUACAAAUCAACAAAAUCAAAAUGUUUAUUGUACUACAACAAAUGUUAACCAUCCUUUAUUGGGUUGCCACAACUUAUGACUGUAUUGAAUGAAGAAGCCGUGCUGUAGGGCAAAAGGCAAACGUUUAUCAAUAGCACAUGGUGCAAUAUUUUUACACAUUUAUGUAUGUUUAGCAUAGUAAAAUUGUACACCAACAAACCUUAAAUAAGUGUUUACAAGAAGCAUGUAAAAUUUGAAUUGCUCUAAACUUAAUAAAUAAUCGGGGGCCCUGAAAGAGUUAUAUAUACCCAGAUUUAAAA
Messenger RNA from Bactrocera neohumeralis, 1866 nucleotides. RefSeq lists its product as uncharacterized. Lineage: Eukaryota; Metazoa; Arthropoda; Insecta; Diptera; Tephritidae. The record is from RefSeq and is a predicted model, not a curated record. Bases 97 to 1338 code for a protein of 413 amino acids. The transcript has a single exon. Gene Ontology annotation, molecular function: zinc ion binding; nucleic acid binding.